Molecule: messenger RNA, 597 nt
Organism: Acanthosepion pharaonis
Lineage: Eukaryota; Metazoa; Mollusca; Cephalopoda; Sepiida; Sepiidae
Source: the annotation of a GenBank genome assembly
AUGGAAUAUGAUCGCAGAGCAGCGGUAGAAGCUUCUAUUCGCGCCGGGAAGAAGCCUGCAGAAGUGAUGGCCUGGACCGACGAGUUCGUCGCCGCCGGCAAGGAGAUAGUCGACAAUGAAAGACGCCAGAGCUACGCCAAGAUCACCGCUGACAUGCGCUGUCACAAGUCAAUGAUCAGCCGAACGAUCAAGAAGGACAUUGGUUACUCCUCCUACCGCAGGUCUCAGCGCAUGCUCAUCACGAAUGCCUUCAAGGAAGGUCAAGGUGGCGGCUUUGCUGAACGAUCUAAAGCACGGGUCCGCCGGGAUGCUGACAUCAUCUCCAGCGUGGGGGACGUCAUGCCUCCGUUCUUCUUUCAAAAGGGCCUGAGAGCCACAGCUGAGAUUCACCAGGAGGAGCUGAGGAGCGUGGUGAAGCCCUGGAUGGACGAGAUCGCCGUCGGACGACCCUACGUCUUCCAGCAGAACUCCGCUCCUACACCCAAAGCCAAGACGACCCAGGCGUGGCUGAUCAAUGUGUCUCACCACUGGUCGCCGGAUUGUGGCCGCCCUCCUCACCGGACGGCGACCCCCUUGAGUAUUUCUUCAGGGGAGUGA